Messenger RNA from Cladophialophora immunda, 2393 nucleotides. RefSeq lists its product as uncharacterized. The record is from RefSeq and is a predicted model, not a curated record. The transcript has 2 exons. NCBI's taxonomy places the organism in Eukaryota, Fungi, Ascomycota, Eurotiomycetes, Chaetothyriales, Herpotrichiellaceae. The coding region runs from base 94 to 2016 and encodes 640 amino acids.
ACGGCAUAUUCAUCGGGACUCAGCAAUGACUCUUCCUAGGUCUUGCAUCGCUUCUGUCUAUGAGCAUAUAUCUUGAGGCUAGAGGGAGUAACGAUGGGUCAAUCACAGUCCUCACCGCCGCCGAGGGAAAUCCCAGUCGAGCAACUGAGCCACGAGUUGGCCCUCCGCUUUGCCUCCAAGUGCUACACCCAUCUGGAGAUAGCGCACUACAAAGACAACUUCAAGAACUUGGCAGAUCACCAGGAGGAUGUCGAAUACUGGAAGGAAGACACGCUGUGCGGCUUCCUCGCCCUCCCAGAGCCCCUCAAGGCUGGACCUGUCUUGUAUCAUAUGUGUACAUACCUUGGGGCGUUUCCAUUUCCGAGUCUAGCGCCGUGUAUAUUGACCAGAGAGGCCAUGUUGAAGGUCAUCACUAUCAUGACAGGUAGGUACAAGAAGGUGCUGAAGAGAGGCGAUCAGGACAAAAUCAAACUGUUGUUCCGAAGCCUGGCGGUGUUCGAUCGACGCCAUAGUGUGGCCUCGCCGAAGGAGGGUCCGAAUAUGGAGGAUAUUGUGAAGGACCAGCUUCCGGACGACAUGUUGAAGGAGCGCGAAGUCGAGCAGGGCGUCCGUUCUCAUGUCGCUGGGUUUGCCGUCGAUGAGCCUGUAAAUGAUGACGAGGACGAAGACGAUGACGACCUUGCCCUUGCCGCGCUCGACUCGCUCGACGCCAUCGAGGUCUUCAAGCACGACCAGAAGACCAACCGCAAGAUCAACCAUGCAAUGAUCCCUGCAGACAACCUCAAGAAACUCGUGACCCUGUUGCUGCUGGUCGCGGGCGUUACACCCUUGACCACGCUGGCCAGCUACGGUGAGCGUCUGGAUGAAGAGCGGCUCCAGGCUCUCAACGCCUCAGCGGAUGCCAUCGUGGCAGCCUUCGACCCAGAGCCUCACAGCAGAGGGAUCAGGUAUUCCAACUUUGUCAAGACCGUCACAACGACCUUGCCCGACCUGUUCGAGCCUCUCAAUGCCCUGUUCGAGCAUUUCCUGUUCAGCAAGAACUUCAACCUCAACAAACAGCGCAACUCCCUACCAGCUGUCGAAACCGUCGAGGCCAUACCAUCGCCCAUUUAUAAAUCACCCGAUGACACCACCUUCAGCACCAUCUUUACCGAUACCCUCCUCGCUCAAAUGUCCAUGUCCCUGCAAAUCUCCUCAACUAUCUCGUCCAACUCCUCCCUCAAAAACAUCUUCGCCUCCAACGCCCGUUUCAACCAACUCUACUCGACUUCAUCCCACGGCACCUCCUUGUCCUCCUUCUCUCGUCAAGUUCACUCGUGGCAAUCUUCAACAUUAGUCCUCAUCUCGGGCACGCUUCCUGAUACAAACAACCCCAUUGUCAUCGGCGCAUACCUCCCCGAGCCGUGGCGUGAAAAGCCGACGCCCCCAUCCUCCAGCGAUGGACCGUUAAAGGCAUCCUGCCUCUUCCAACUCCUCCCCCGCCAUUGUGUGUUCCUCGCAAAUCAGUAUAACCGCACCAUCCCCUUCUCGUAUUUCAACUCGAAAACAGGCAUCGCACUAGGCUGUGUGAUUCCCCCGCAGCAGUCUCGUACCGGCCCACCUCAGCCGCCGAUUUUGGGACCGGUCAGCGUGCUGAUCGACAGCGACAUGUCAACAUGCACAUUCCAGCACGACGGGGACGCCGGCGUCGGUGCGUUCAUGACGGACCCGGGUUUGGAGACGGCGCAGAAACAUCAACGGGAAACCACGCAGCCCAAAAAGGCGGAAUUUGACCUCGACACGCUCGAAGUCUGGGGGAUAUCUUUUCCCCUCGCCCGCACCGGCUCGCUAUCCGACAACGCAGGGGAAGAGGACGAAAUGGCCAAGCAGAAGAAACGUCUCGCAUGGGAGGAGGCCGAGGCCGCCCGACGCAGGGGAGUCAACUUUGGAGGGGACAAAGAUGGUGCAAGGGCGUUGUUGGAGAUGGCGGGUUUGGUUGGGGAUAAAGCCGGGAACAGGAGCGGCGGAUCUGUGUAAGUGCACAAGAAGGCUAUCGAUGGCACGAAGGAAGGGAUGCAGGGUAUUGGAUCAGGAGAGGGUCGCUGGCUGAGAGGGUCGCGAAACAACUGUAUCUCUAGGCAUUAGAGGAUUGUGCUUGAUAAAACAAACGCCACACAAUCCUGGACACUGAUAACUGUUCUCGGAAACGCCUGUGGCACUGCCUGGCAAAGUAUAUAACAAUGAUGGGUGUCGAUGGAUGGUCUUCGAUCCGGGGAGAGGUCUUACCGGGCGCCUUUGUCAACGGCCUCAUCGGUAUUCCCUGCUCGGGUCCUAUCGUUGACAGCUCCCCGGUGUCGAAUGUGCUGUUAGAUGGUUGACAUCGACUAGGCUAGCAUUUGCGAAUUCCAGAUUCC